Messenger RNA from Phytophthora sojae, 246 nucleotides. RefSeq lists its product as hypothetical. The record is from RefSeq and is a predicted model, not a curated record. The transcript has a single exon. Bases 1 to 246 code for a protein of 81 amino acids. NCBI's taxonomy places the organism in Eukaryota, Oomycota, Peronosporomycetes, Peronosporales, Peronosporaceae.
AUGAGCGAGGAAGAGGACACGAUGCUGCUGCUGUGCGAGGCGUACCUGCAGCACAACGCGAAGCUGCACGAGGCCCGCCGCGACGUGCACGACGCGUUGGCAGAGGAGGCGUGGCGCAUUGCGGUGCGCACGUGCCACUACCUGACCUCGCAGUGCCUCGACACGCCCUGCGAGGCCGCGUGGAUGACCUUGUACACCAGCGGCCACGACCGCAACUUCCUAAACGUAACGAGCCUAACAAGGUAA